This is a messenger RNA of Eutrema salsugineum, 2752 nucleotides long. Its product is annotated as proline-rich receptor-like protein kinase PERK12. Gene Ontology annotation, molecular function: ATP binding; protein kinase activity. Gene Ontology annotation, biological process: protein phosphorylation. Lineage: Eukaryota; Viridiplantae; Streptophyta; Magnoliopsida; Brassicales; Brassicaceae. The transcript has 8 exons. Bases 368 to 2485 code for a protein of 705 amino acids. The record is from RefSeq and is a predicted model, not a curated record.
GAGAGAGAGAGGUUCUCCUUCUAUUCACGUCUUUAGUCUGUAAUAGCUCGCAUUUUCUCCUCUCUCUCCACCUGCAUUUAUAAACCCUAGUUCAUUUCAUUUUCGAGGAGAAAAUCAAACAUUAAUUUGGCGUUUAGGUGUGUUUUCUGAUUUUGUUUUCCUUUGUUGUUUGAUCAUUUUUAUUGGAUUCAAUUUAUUGACAAAAUAGUUUCCAUAAAGGAUUUUUGGAGGAGAGAUAAUUGUGUUCUUCGUCAAUUGAGAUAAACAUAAGACGAAAUUGAAUUUUCUGGGAUUUAGGGAACACUUUGAGUGUUUGAUUUCUGGAAUCUUAAUCAAAGUAGAAGAAGGAAUUUGAAAAAAAGAAAAAAUGUCAGACUCGGGCAGUUCGCCGAGUUCUUCACCACCAGCACCACCAGCGGAUUCAGGUCCACCGCCGGCUAACUCAUCGGAGAAAUCUGCUCCUCCGCCGGCUAAUUCCUCAUCGCCUCCUAGCCCACCGGCUGAUUCAUCACCGCCACCACCGUCCGACCCAGAACCGUCGCCUCCUCCUCCCGAUUCAAAGCUUCCUCCGCUACCUUCGAUUCUGCCUCCAUUACUCAGCUCUCCGCCUCCACCUGCCGAUUCUCCACCGGCCGAAUCAAACAAUUCUCCGCCGCCACCAAAAUCAACUAAACCCCCUUCUCCUCCUCCUCCGGCGGAUUCAGAAACACCACCGGCUCCACCGACCAAAUCCGAUAACCCUCCUCCAUCUCCAGAAGUUCAAUCGCCUCCUCCACCAACAUCUACAACAAACCCAGAAAAACCACCGCCAGAAUCUCCUCCGUCUCCACCAUCACAACCUACAAAUUCACCUCCGGCUCCACCAUCAAACACCACCAAUUCUCCUCCAACGCUGCUACCAUCAGGACCAGCCAAUUCUCCUCCGGCUAAUCCAAACGCGCCACCUAGCCCACUCCUUGCACCACCUAGACCAAGCGGUGACUCCGGUGGACCCGUCGUGUCUCCAUCUCUCCCCGUCCCGAGCAGAGAAACGCCUCCAACAAACAACAGCAACGGAAAUGGCUAUCAAGGGAAGACUAUGGCCGGUAUGGCUGUGGCCGGUUUCGCUAUCAUGGCGCUAAUAGCAGUUGUGUUCUUGGUGAGAAGAAAGAAAAAGAAAAAUCUUGAUAGCUAUGGCCACUCACAGUACUUGCCACACCCAAAUUUCUCUGUAAAAUCAGAUGGAUUCUUAUACGAUCAAGAUCCUGGUAAAGGAUACUCUGGUCCUGGCGGUUCAAUGUACAAUUCACAGCAACAUUCCGCUAUGGGAAACAGCUACGGUAGCCAAAGAGGUCAUCAUCAAAUGCCAUCCAACGGCACGCCUGACUCUGCGAUUCUCGGAAGUGGCCAGACUCAUUUCAGCUACGAAGAGCUUGCGGAUAUUACGCAAGGCUUUGCUCGUCAAAACAUUCUUGGAGAAGGUGGGUUUGGAUGCGUCUACAAAGGUACAUUACAUGAUGGUAAAGUUGUUGCGGUUAAGCAGCUUAAAGCUGGGAGCGGACAAGGCGACCGUGAAUUCAAGGCAGAGGUUGAGAUCAUCAGCCGUGUUCACCAUCGACAUUUAGUCUCUCUGGUUGGUUACUGCAUUUCAGACCAGCAUAGGUUGCUUAUCUAUGAGUUUGUUUCGAAUCAAACGUUGGAGCAUCAUUUGCACGGAAAGGGAAUGCCGGUUUUAGAGUGGGCUAAGAGAGUCCGGAUCGCUAUAGGAUCAGCCAAAGGCUUGGCGUAUCUGCACGAAGACUGUCAUCCAAAAAUCAUUCACAGGGACAUAAAAUCGGCAAACAUUCUUCUGGACGAUGAUUAUGAAGCUCAGGUUGCUGAUUUUGGACUUGCUAGACUCAAUGAUACAACACAAACUCACGUUUCAACUCGGGUUAUGGGGACCUUUGGGUACCUAGCGCCAGAAUAUGCAUCAAGUGGAAAACUUACUGAUAGAUCCGAUGUCUUCUCGUUCGGUGUUGUUCUCUUAGAACUUGUAACGGGACGGAAACCAGUUGACCAGAACCAGCCUCUAGGAGAAGAGAGUUUGGUCGAAUGGGCACGCCCACUCCUUCUCAAAGCCAUUGAGACCGGAGAUUACAGCGAACUGAUUGAUAGACGGUUAGAAAAACAUUAUGUGGAGCAUGAAGUCUUCAGGAUGAUUGAGACAGCGGCCGCAUGUGUUAGACAUUCUGGUCCAAAACGUCCACGCAUGGUUCAGGUUGUGAGAGCAUUGGACUGCGAUGGAGACUCAGGAGAUAUUAAUAACGGAAUCAAAGUUGGGCAAAGCACAACUUAUGACUCAGGGCAAUACAACCAAGACAUCAUGAAGUUCAGGAAAAUGGCGUUUGGUUUUAAUGAUAGCACAGAGUCAGGGAUGUACAGUGGAGAUUACUCCGUCAAAAGCUCCUCUGAUUUCUCAGGGAAUGAAUCCGAGACUCGACCUUUCAAUAACCGACGGUUCUGAUCAUAUAAAUAGGUGAAAGUAACACAUACCUCUGCCUCUUUCUAAUGCUUUGUAAAGCCAUUCUUUUCGUGUAUUGUGUGAGAUGCAUUUCUUGGUAGGUGUCCUUAGUUUUUGUUCUCUAAUGGCUAAAUGCCCUCAGAAAAAAAAAAAUAGAAUCCAGAAAAGUUCUUAAGAGUUAUUUGUAACUUGUUUUACCUUUUCUGCGUUUUGCGUUCCUGAUUUUUGUUUGAGUGAGGAGGAUAGUGAAGAACUCUGUAUUCUGAUAAA